Molecule: messenger RNA, 1775 nt
Organism: Liolophura sinensis
Lineage: Eukaryota; Metazoa; Mollusca; Polyplacophora; Chitonida; Chitonidae
Exons: 6
Coding region: 597-1013 (138 amino acids)
Source: RefSeq, a predicted model, not a curated record
UUUUCAAUUUGGGUACCAGUGCAGUAGUAUACAGGAAAGAGGACAAAAUGCCUGACUCUACUGAUGUUGUAUAUAGGAAAGAGGAUAACAUGCCUAACUCCAUUGCAGUGGUAUAUAGGGAAGAGGAUAACAUGCCUAACUCCAUUGCAGUAGUAUAUAGUAAAGAGCACAAAAUGCCUGACUCCACUAGUAGUAUACAGGAAAGAGAAAGUGCAACUUUCACUACAACCAUUGUCUUACUAAUCACAGGUAAAGUUGUGAACAGAACGGUGAGCACUGAACAGAACGGUGAUCACUGAACAGAACGGUCACCACUGAACAAAACGACUACAAGCAUCCUAUAUAUAGCUUUGUACGGAGAAACUACGCAGAAGUCUGUUGUCAGCGCAGUAUAGCAGAUCCCAGCGUUGAAGACUGCUGCUGUAGCGUUUGGUUAGCUGUAGACGGCUCAGCAUACAGUAACAGGUGUGAAGCAGGUUGGCUAACUACGAGGUUUAUCUGCAGAAGAUCGCAAAAUCACCGAAAACUGAUAGACAUUGUGAGCGACAUCUUAAUAUCGUACAUAGUACAUAGGAGCUCAAAAUCUGAGAGACCUGAUGAACAUCACUAAUUCUACAAUGUGGCCCAAUGCGUCAACUGACCAGCCGGGAGCCAGGAACGGUCUCCAACCAAGGCAGAUGUUGUACAUCAUAUUGGUCCUGCUGUCAAUCAUCGGUCUCGUCUGCCACGCCCACCACACGUGGAAGGUUAUCCGGGACCUGGAAAACGGCCUCGUGACGAUGUAUCAGUGGGUGGUGAUCGGUGCUGGGCUGUUGUUCUUUCUGGAAGCUGUCGUGACCGGGGUGGCUGGUAUAGUUCUCGACAGUUCCCCCAUACUAUCAGUGACCUUGAUCUCUCUCCUCAUCGCCUGUAUGGCCCUUGUGUUGUCUGACUGCCGCCAUGCUCAAGGGUACAUACCAUAUGUUACUGCCUGGCUGAAGUCUAAAAAAGAGAAAAAACAGGACUGGGUAUAGAUAACACCAUGUGGCGUCAUCGAUGACGUAGAUGGUACCACAUGAUGACAGUCUAUGACGUAUGCAGCUUCGGGUCCGGGGACUGGGACACACCUGUGACCUAUCUGUGGCGUCACGUAGUUCAUGAGCAUUAUAGGCUGUGGGUUUGCAGGGAGUUCGUGUGAGAUAGAAAUAUGUAUAGGCGACGCUCUCUUCACCCAAGAUAGUCAUGGUACAGUACAGCCGGAUCCCAGCCGAAUAUCCUACGCUCAUCGUGGCCAUAUCAUACGCGGAAGAUCCGGCCAUCAUGCGAGGACUAUAGCACCAGUGUUUGUAUCGUAUUACUGGAGAAUACUGCGCAUGCAUACUGUAAUACAAGCUUGUACACAUUGGGAACAUGUGAAUGAUGCUGUGACGUCACCAUUAGCUGCAGAAAAUAAUCUGCAAACAUCUAAAUAGUUACAUUCUUGUAGUUGUAGAGUUUAGACGUUGACUCCUCCUAAGACCAUACACGUGUAGCACUUAUGUCGAUUACGUAAAAUAAAGCGCUGCGGAAAAUUAUGCUUAGAUCGUCCGGCCACGAUGGUCCCACGGUGGCGCUAUGAUACGCGGAUCCCGAUCGGGUUGUACACCCACCAUGCGCCUACACGGGAACAUAAUCUGAUCAUGGUGGGCUCACCGUACGCCGACAGUGGAGCCAUAAUGGGCGUAGGAUCUUCGGCUGGAAUGUGGGUGUUCUGUACGUGCAACAUGACAUGUACACGUAUUCUGGUUGACGCGAAA